AUGAAUUAUACAUUGCCAGUGUUGUCGUUGUUAUUGUUCUUGAACUCUUUUAUCCUGUGCUCAUGUAACGAUAUUGAUGAUGAAAAGAAACUCCCGACUGUGGGCAUAACGUGUCUGGUUCGUAACCAAGCUCAUACAUUGCCCCAAUUUCUUACUUCUCUCAUGAAUUUGGACUACCCGAAAGACAGGAUAUUCUUAUGGUUCCGCAGCGACUACAACAGCGACCAUUCAGUUGACGUGCUACGUGAUUUUGUUAAUAAAUUCGGAACCUUGUACAACCGAGUACAUCUUUCAUAUAACACGUCUAAACAAAAGUUCGACGAUGAAUUGUCACCGACCCAUUGGAGCCACAGUCGAUUUAUGCAUUUGAUUAAGUGGAGGGAAAUGGGUAUUAAGUAUGCGAAACGACAAUGGGCCGAUUAUGUAUUUAUGCUGGACGCGGAUGUGUUUCUCACGAACCCCCAGACGCUACGGCAUCUCAUCCAAAAACAACUCCGUGUGGUGGCGCCAAUGCUCGUCUCAGAUCGAUAUUACUCCAACUUCUGGUUGUCCGUUGACGAUGAUUUCAACUAUCGUCUAAAUCACGAUGAUGAAUACUAUCCAUUAUAUGAGUACAACGAAUCGUACAUGGCAUGUCAUAUAGUUCCAGUGAUAUACGGAGCGGUACUAAUGGAUCUUCGAUCAAAGAAAUCGGACUAUAUAACCUAUGACCCCUACAAAAUAGUCGAUUACAUGGGCCCGAUACAGGACCACAUUAUAUUUGCCGUGAACGCCAUGAGGAACAAUAUAUCGCUACACCUUUGCAACGACGAUUUCUUCGGUUACAUCACCCGACCAAUAAAAGAAGGUGAACCGCUUGAAAGGGAUGUAUUGCAUCUCACCAAUCUCAAGCUGUCAGCGAUAGCGCGCAGCAAGCCGCUUCAAUACCACUACAAGCUGCAGCGUUUUGUGUACUACCCUCCUUCUCUGGACUAUCAAGUUAACAAGAUUUAUAUGAUCAACCUCGAACGAAGACCUGAUAAAAGAAAGCUGAUGGAACAGAGCUUCAAGGAAUUAGGCAUGAAUGUUACACGUGUUGAAGCCGUGGACGGAAAGAACCUGGACGCAAAAAAACUUCAAGAUAUGAACGUCACCUUGAUGCCUGGAUAUGAAGACGCCUAUUAUAAACGCCCUAUGACCUACGGCGAGAUCGGAUGUUUCUUGAGUCAUUACAAGAUUUGGGUCGAGGUUGCGGAGAGAAACUACAACAGAGUGUUGAUUUUGGAAGACGACGUUAAUUUCUUGCCUUAUUUCAAGGAAAACUAUGAUAUGAUUAUAUGGGAGUCUUCUGUUCUGACUCAUGAUUUUAUCUACCUCGGCCGUAAAAUUAUGAUGGAUAAGGUUGAAAUUCGAAUGACGACUCAUCUGACUAAGCCGCUAUACUCUUAUUGGACUAUUGGUUAUAUUAUAACAAAACUGGGUGCUGAGAAACUGAUCGAGGCUAACCCUUUGAGCAAAUUGUUACCAGUCGAUGAGUUCUUACCUAUCAUGUUCGAUGAACAUCCAGAUAAAAAAUAUAAAGAAUUCUUCCCAAAGCGGAACCUAGAUGCGCUAGCUGCCAGUCCAUCUAUCAUUUCACCUACACACUAUACUGGUAUGCCGGGUUAUAUUAGUGACACUGAAGAUUCCAUACCUCUCUCUACUGAGCCUUGCACUGAUAAUCCAGAACUUUAA
Danaus chrysippus (African queen) is the source of this 1713-nucleotide messenger RNA. The record is from the annotation of a GenBank genome assembly. Lineage: Eukaryota; Metazoa; Arthropoda; Insecta; Lepidoptera; Nymphalidae.